AUGACGCACCCCGAGCCCAAGAUCAACCUCAAGACCAUCACCGCGCACCAGGUGCUCUCGCACCGCGAGAAGAUGUGUGAGCUGUUCCAGCUUCUAGACGAUAGUGAGCGGCACGAGCUGAUAAUUGGUACCGCCGAGCAGCGCGAGCGGAGGCUCAACGAGUUCCGCGAGCGCCGGGACGCCUUGCGGCGCGAGCUCGGCAAGUAG
Molecule: messenger RNA, 207 nt
Organism: Eremothecium gossypii ATCC 10895
Lineage: Eukaryota; Fungi; Ascomycota; Saccharomycetes; Saccharomycetales; Saccharomycetaceae
Gene: HTL1
Product: Htl1p
Exons: 1
Coding region: 1-207 (68 amino acids)
Source: RefSeq, marked provisional